AAUACAAACAGAUUGGAACUCAGACAUCUACUCUAUUCGUAUUAGUAGCUGGUGAUAAGAUUGCCCGUUACCGACCUAAACGCUCCGCCAACAUAAACCUUAGAACCUUGAGGUUUGUCCCUUGGGAACAGCUAACCUAUAGUGCAUAUAGGAUCCGGUUCGUCACACACGGCCACUCUGACCAACAUACAGUUACUUUAACAGGGAUUAUUGCGCUGUUCUGCACGAGAUAUAGCUACUCUGACCAACAUGCAGUUACUUUGACAGGGUUUUGGCUGCUGGCGACUCAGCGAAAAUUAAUCCCUCAACGCACUUUGUCUUAUAACAAAAGUCCUAACAACACAGUGGAAGGCUAAGAAAGACAGCAAGGUAUUAAAACCAGAACAGAUAGCAAGGUCCGAACGGGACUACGAAUUGAUUAAUAUAAAUAGAGCAGCCUUCUCCUACCUGCAGAACGACAAGAUACACAGAGCCUUUACAGCAAUCCUUAAUGCCCAUACUUCGUUAUCCUGCCAAAGAUAAUAAUAUCGUAUCGCCCAACAUGCAAGCCAACCUCUUUAAAAUCCUUGCUAUCACCGCCGCGUUUUCAACGGUGCAGUCCGCCCCAGUAGAGACUGCUAAGGGCCAGGUCACCCAGGGGCAGGUCAACGGAACUCAGACCAAUGAGACUUACAUCAACGAGGCUCAUGUCAACGUAGUACCUGCCCCGCAGCAGAUCUGCUAUAGGGGGGUAGCUCCUCAUAUCAGCACAAGAGAGAGGGAGGGAGAUAUUUUCGCGCGGGCUUGCAGGGAUUAUUCCUGCUACACAAGCUCUCAGUGUAUUAAAUGGGGAUGUGCUGAAUGCAAUCUUCACUUUGACACGUGUGGCAAUUCAUGGACGUUAUGCUAUUAGCGUACCAGUCGGAUGCCCGCUAAGGCGUUCAUAGGGGCAAGCAAAGCUGCGUUCGAUCAGGGGGUCAUCCAGUUCGAUUGCUGUAAGCUAGUUUGAUUAGGC
Trichoderma harzianum CBS 226.95 is the source of this 994-nucleotide messenger RNA. RefSeq lists its product as hypothetical. Lineage: Eukaryota; Fungi; Ascomycota; Sordariomycetes; Hypocreales; Hypocreaceae. The record is from RefSeq and is a predicted model, not a curated record. The coding region runs from base 491 to 892 and encodes 133 amino acids. The transcript has 2 exons.